Meloidogyne enterolobii is the source of this 287-nucleotide messenger RNA. Lineage: Eukaryota; Metazoa; Nematoda; Chromadorea; Rhabditida; Meloidogynidae. The record is from the annotation of a GenBank genome assembly.
AGAAAUUAAUUAAAAUGAAUUCAAAUUUCUGGCGGACAUUAUUUUUCUUUAUCCUAAUAUUUACUGCAGAAAUCCUUGGCAAAAGAGGCGGUGGUGGUGGAGGCAGAGGAGGUUUUGGUGGUAGCAGAGGUUCAUCGGCAGCUCGUGGCAGUUCUGCUAAAAGUGGAGGAGGAGGAGGUGGUUGGUUUGGUGGAGGAAGUAAGUCAAGUUCUGGAAGUGGGCAUUAUUCUGGAAAAUCUGGUGGAUAUCAUGGUGGGGGUGGUGGCGGAUUUUAUCGAUCAAAGUAA